AUGAAAGAAUGUUUAUUAGGCUAAUUAAAAUAGACUACUAGGAUUCUAAUCACUCAUGCAUUAAAUUAUUGUAAAUACACUGAUUAUAUGUACUUAUUUGAAAAGGGAGAAGUGACACAGUAAGGGGAUUAUAGAAGUAUGCUCAAAAGUUAGUAGUUCUAGGAGAUUAAAACUAAGUUUAACAAUAACAAUAUUGAUGAUUUAGAAGAUUCUCAGUAGAUUUUCAAUCCUUCAGAUGAUCUUAAGAAACCUCCUUAUUAAGAUUGCAAUACCAAUCUUGAUUCCUCUACCAUUACUGCACUUUCAACUAAAUCUUCCUAAUAAGAUGAAGUGGAUGAUCUUAUGGUAUUAGAGGAGAGGUAAAAAGGAGAAAUUAAUUAUUAUGUUUUCUUGUAAUAUUUUGCUCAUAACGGAGGGUGUCAAAGCUACUCAUUGGUUAUUGUUAUAAUGAUAGUUUGGAUAUCUUGUUACUUGGGUUCUAGCAUAUGGAUUUCUAAUUGGGCUGAUUAAUCAUCAAAAGAUGAGGAAUUUUCAAGAAACACUUUGUACUUUUCAAUCUACUUCGCUUUAGGCUUUAUGCAAGCAUUCUUUGCUUUUCUAAGAGCUAUAACAAUCAUAUAUUAAUCGAUUAAAUCAGCUGAUAUAGUUCAUAAUAAAAUGAUGAAGACAUUGAUAUAUGCUCCUUAAUGUUCAUUUUUUGAGAGAGUGCCUUAGGGUAGGAUUAUGAAUAGACUAACAAAAGAUAUCAACACAUUAGAUACCGAGAUCUAUUGGAAUAUCAGUUGGCUCUACACUAAAGCGAGCCAAUUGAUUAGUAAUACAUUUCUAAAUGUAUAUGCAAGUACCUUCUUCAUAGUAUUUCCUAUUAUUGGAUUCUUUCUCAUUUGUUUCAAGUUGAACAGACUUUAUAUGAAAGUUUCAAGAGAACUUCAGAGAUUAGAAUUAAUCAGUAAAAGUCCUGUUCUGAGUUGCUUCACUGAAACCUUAUCAGGAUUAACAACAAUACGAGCUUAUUAAUAAACUCAUACUUUUCUCUAUAAUUUUUCAAGAAAACUAGACAACAAUAAAAAAAUAUAUUACAAAUAGGUUGAAUCUAAUGCAUGGUUUCUAUAAAUUAUGGGAUUAUCCAGUCUAAUUGUUAAUUUAUCAGCAAUUGUUUAUUGCAUUUAUUACACUCAAAAUCCAGCCUUUGCGGGACUAUUAAUGACUUAUGCCUCUAAUAUUGAUAUUAAUAUUCUACAAACAGUAGAAUCUCUAAGUCUAUUAGAAAAUGGCAUUAUUUCCUUUGAGCGAUGUUUAGCAUAUACUAAUGUAAAACCAGAGAAAAGGAAUGAAAAUAAUCUCAGAGUCUAGAAUUGGCCAAUUCAUGGUGAAAUCUAAUUUAUUAAUUUUUCAGUUUAAUACAGGCAGAACCUUCCUCCUGCAUUAACCAACUUAAAUUUCAAAAUUAAUCCCUCUGAAAAAGUCGGGGUUGUUGGUAGAACCGGGGCUGGCAAAUCAUCUAUCACUUUGAGUUUGCUAAGGGUCUUAGAAUCAUUAGAAGGUAAAAUAUUGAUUGAUAACGUUGAUAUCUCAAAUUUAUCUCUUAAAUAAUUAAGAGAAUCAAUCACAAUCAUAUUGUAAGAUGCUGUAAUAUUCAAUGGAACCAUAAAAGAAAAUCUCGAUCCUUUAGGUUUAAGAUCUGAUUAAGAGAUUUUAGACAGCAUAAAUCAAUGUUGUCUAAAUAGAUUAGUGAGUAAUAGAGAGGGACUUAUGACAAGAAUUUCAGAAGGCGGAGACAAUCUAAGUGCUGGGGAAAAACAAUUGAUUUGUAUAGCUAGAGCUAUCUUAAAAAAAACUAAAAUUGUAAUCAUUGAUGAAGGCACUGCAAACAUAGAUGUCGAAACUGAACAUAAAAUUUAAUAAGUUAUUUAAUAAGCAUUUAAAAAUUGCACUGUACUAACGAUUGCUCAUCGUAUAAAUACAAUCCUUCAUUGUGAUAAGAUCUUAGUAAUUGAUAAAGGGUAAUUAAAGGAAUUUGGAUUAACACAAGAAUUGCUAAAGGAUAAAAAGUCUACAUUCUAUUAAAUUUAUUAAGAUGCACUCUAAAAUGAAGCUCACUGA
Messenger RNA from Paramecium tetraurelia, 2103 nucleotides. RefSeq lists its product as uncharacterized. The transcript has 3 exons. The record is from RefSeq and is a predicted model, not a curated record. NCBI's taxonomy places the organism in Eukaryota, Ciliophora, Oligohymenophorea, Peniculida, Parameciidae. Gene Ontology annotation, biological process: transmembrane transport. Gene Ontology annotation, cellular component: membrane. Gene Ontology annotation, molecular function: ATP hydrolysis activity; ATP binding; ABC-type transporter activity.